Messenger RNA from Chinchilla lanigera (long-tailed chinchilla), 3200 nucleotides. It is a transcript of the gene Ankrd40, whose product is annotated as ankyrin repeat domain 40. The record is from RefSeq and is a predicted model, not a curated record. NCBI's taxonomy places the organism in Eukaryota, Metazoa, Chordata, Mammalia, Rodentia, Chinchillidae. Gene Ontology annotation, molecular function: protein binding.
GACCUGUUUACACUGGGCAUGCAAACGCAACCACGGUCAGGUGGUCUCUUACCUGCUAAAAUCCGGAGCCGACAAAGAGAUUCUGACCACCAAGGGGGAAAUGCCGGUACAGUUAACAUCGAGGAGAGAGAUCAGGAAGAUCAUGGGAGCGGAAGAAGAUGAUGAGGGUGACAGCCUCCCCCAGCAGAAGGAGUCAGAUCUGCCCUUUGUUCCCAACUACUUGGCGAACCCGCCCUUCCCCUUCAUCUACACCGCCGCGGCCGAAGAGUCAGCCCCGCUGCAGAACGGGGGCCCCUCCACCCCUCCAGCCUCCUGUCCCGAGGACAGCUCCCCUGCGAUGCUGCCCCCCGGGGAGCCCUCCCUGCUAGGGGCCUUUCCUCGGGACCACACUUCUUUGGCACUGGUGCAGAACGGCGACGUGUCUGCCCCUUCUGCCAUCCUCAGAACACCAGAAAGCACAAAGCCGGGGCCUGUUUGUCAGCCACCCGUGAGUCAGGGCCGCUCCCUGUUCUCCUCUGUCCCAUCCAAGCCACCCAUGGCUCUGGAGCCUCAAAACGGGGCAUUCACAGGACCGGCGCCAGCCUUCCAGCCAUUUUUCUUCACUGGAGCGUUUCCAUUCAGUAUGCAAGGAACACUAGAAACCACAGAUCAUCCCGAUGGCUCCAAUUCCAAACAAACACCACAAGAGCUGGUACUUAAGGUGAGGAUUCAGAACCCAUCCCUGCGAGAAAACGAUUUCAUUGAAAUUGAACUGGACCGACAGGAGCUUACUUACCAAGAGCUACUCAGAGUGAGCUGCUGUGAGCUGGGCGUCAAUCCAGACCAAGUGGAGAAGAUCAGAAAGCUCCCCAACACUCUGCUGAGAAAGGACAAAGAUGUUGCUCGACUCCAGGAUUUCCAGGAGCUGGAACUGGUUCUAAUGAUAAGUGAAAAUAAUUUUCUGUUCAGAAAUGCUGCCUCCACCCUGACUGAAAGGCCUUGCUACAACAGGAGAGCUUCCAAACUGACGUACUAACGCGGCAGGGACUUUUAUCACUGAGUAGUGUGACAGUGCAUGUCACCUCUGGGCCAAGGACAAGCCAUUGAUCCAAAAACCUCGAUGCCCCGAGGGCCCCUGGUGCCACCGAGUAGUGUCACUAACACCAUUCUGCCAGGGCAGGAGGCCCCAGCCUAACCCGCAGCGGUGCCACGCUUCCAAGCCUCUUGGUGCACAACAGACCUAUCCCUUGAAACAGAACAGCUGGCAGGCGGCCCGGGGACCGCAGUGAGCUCCUCCAGCCGGCGUGCUUUCUGUGCGGAAGGGAGGCAGGUGCGCUGACCCAGGGAGCAGGGCCCGUGUCCCGGCCCUGUGCACGGCACACUGCAGGGCUGGGCUCGCUGCCCUGGGCCCUCCGAGGUGCACGCUCAGGACGCUCCUGAACCUGAACCCACCGGCAGGAAGGUGGGGGAAAGCACAGGCACUGGCCAAAGGGCUGAGUGGGACUUGUGGCUGUGAGGUUUCCUCUGACGUAUUUAUAAAUGUUACUCAGGUUAAAGUAUUUAAGAGUACAGUUACCUAAUUGUAAAUAGGCUGUUAACCAAAAGAGCUCCCCUCCCCGCUUCUCCUGGGUGACCCCUCAGCCUGCUUCUGUCCCCACAGUCAUCUCUGCAUUGUCUCCCCACCACCGUCGCUAGAGGGCUCUCUGGCGCGCUCCAGAGGAGCCCCGCCGUUCACUCUGAGGCCGUUCCUGCACUGACGUGUUUAUUGCACCGCUGGAGAAGAGCACAAACAUUGCCAGUCUUGCUCCCGACUCUCAUCUCCCACUAGAAGUGAAAAGCAGUUUUUGAGCCUGAAUCUGUUGCUAUUUUAAAGGUUAUUGUAGGAAACUGAGCUAAAGGAGUCAGCAUCUUUAUUUUUGUAUCAGAGAUAAAGGUUAUUUUGAAAUUAUUAGGAUUUUUACACAACUCUGAAAUCUGUUGCUUUUGUAAACCAAUUGUUUGAUCUUCAGGACUCCUCACAGCUCCCCGCACCACUCAGGCGAGGUGUGAGUCUACCAGACCUAAACGAAGGCCGGAACAAACACCCGCUCAGACCCUCAAGCGUGGCAGAACAGUUUUUUCCAAGAGUGCAUUCAAGGAUUCUUUCCCUUUUCUUCAGUGUCGUUCACGUUACAGGAAGCCAGUGUCUGCUGAAACCAACAGCUUAGCCUUAGAGGUAGGAGCCCAGACAGAUGCCCAGGAGAGCGGGUCAGAGCCUGCUGAGGAGAAGCAGCCCUGCUGUCUUAAGAAGCUCUCUCCCCAUAGUGCCUAUAGUUUCCAAAGAAAUGGAACUUCCUGUUAAUUUUAUUAGAGCACUGCAGUUAGCGAGAACAUGCAGAAGAUGUCACGGAAGAAACUGUUGUGCUAAGAUGAUGGCUUCCUGCUGCUGCCUGAAUGCCGCCGGGAGGCUGAGGUGUUCUUCCAGGCCAAUUGCUCCAGCCACUUUGCUUAGUGACUUAAUUGUGUCCCACCGGCUCCUGCUGGUGACCCACUCGUGCUGGGAGUGUUUGCCUCGCAGAGUGAAGGUUGCUUGUCACCCUCUCCUCUCCAGUGCUUUGAGGAAGAACCCUGUCUUGUGUUCCAUCCAAUCAGAAACUACUUUAUCUAGGCGUACUGACCUUUUUUUUUUUCCUUUGCUUUGGAAAAAAGUCACAGUUUACUAAUACAAUUAAGUGUGGGUCUACCCUGGAAGAAAUAAAUUCAGUAUUAAUUCAUGUCUAAAUUACUGAGGUUCCACUCUUUGAGCCGCCUCGAUUAAUCAGAGACUCCUGGGAGCAGCUAGGCGCCUGGCUGGGAGGGGGCCGCGGAGGGGGCCCAGGGCGUUCCCCGGCUCGGGCGGAGGAGGACUGGUGUCCCGGGUGAGAGUGGGGCCCGGCUGUGUGUGCCCGUGCGUGUCCCGCUCUUGCCUCCAAGCCUGUGUAGUCGCUGGCAGUGGGAUGAGACUGCACAGUUGCCGGGAGGUAAAUCAGACGUCUUAAUCUAUGCAUUCAGAGAAAUAUUUUUAUAUGCUUUGUGUAAUUUCUAACGACCUUUUGUUAGGUUUGUUAACUGAGCUCGCCCCUCUCCACCUUGUUUAAAGCAUGUGUUCACACUGUGUGUAAACAUUCCUAGGAGAUUCUUUUCUUUGUGCAUUGCUAACUCCUCAAACAGGGCAGAUGUUAUUAAAGUUAAAUAUUAACCGA